UCCACUGCAGCCGGUUGACGACGCGAUGGUCAAACCCAGGGAGACCAAGCGACUGCGUCCAAACAACCAGCACGACGCGUGACCGUGCGUGCAUCUGUGAAGCGCGUGCCUCUUCAGCUUUGACGGCGAGCUGAUCGGGAUUGGUCCUCGAGGGUGUGUGUGUGUGUGUGGGGAGGGGGCGCGUGAACCGGCGGAGUCCUGGAGCGAGCCGCACGAGGCCAGCAGGGAAAUUAGCCGGAGCACUGACGCAGGCAGCCCGCCAGCGCUUAGCUAGCAACCACCCGAGAGAUGGUGGCUCCCACACCCGGCUUCUUGGUGCUGCUGUUGCUCUGCCUCCAACGCUUCUUCCACGUCCACGCGACGAAAACAGAAUGUGAAGCAAACCAGUUCCAGUGUGAAAAUGGCCGUUGCAUCCCUUAUGUGUGGAAGUGUGACGGGGACGAGGACUGCACAGAUGGCAGUGAUGAAAGUGCUUGCGUGCAAAAGACGUGCAGUGAGUCUGACUUCGUUUGUCACAAUGGCCAGUGUGUCCCAGGGAGGUGGCACUGUGAUGGUGAGCCAGACUGCGAAGACUUAUCCGAUGAGAGCACUGAAAUCUGUCAUAUGCGGACAUGUCGCUUGAACGAGUUCAGCUGUGGGGCAGGCUCCACCCAGUGUAUACCAGUCUUCUGGAAGUGUGAUGGAGAGAAGGACUGUGACAAUGGAGAGGAUGAGGUCAACUGUGGUAACAUCACCUGUACACCCAAUGAGUUCAUGUGCCUCAGCAACAGAUGCAUUUCUCGCAACUUUGUGUGUAAUGGUGAGGACGACUGUGGAGACAACUCGGAUGAAAUAGACUGUGCUCCAUCCUCAUGUGGCCCAACGGAGUUCCAGUGUGGAAAUUCAUCUUGCAUUCCUGACAGCUGGGUGUGUGAUGAUGAUGUUGACUGCCAGGACCAGUCAGACGAGUCCCCAAAACGUUGUGGACGCAACCCAACGCCGGCGGCCAAAUGUGCAACCAGUGAAAUGCAGUGUCGCUCAGGAGAGUGUAUUCACAAGAAGUGGCGAUGUGAUGGAGACCCCGACUGCAAGGAUGGGAGCGAUGAAGCUAAUUGUCCUGUGCGCACAUGUGGAGCAGAUCAGUUCAAAUGUGCGGAUGGUAGCUGUAUCGUAGGCUCCCGUCAGUGUAACGGCAUCCGAGACUGCAGUGAUGGAUCUGAUGAGGUCAACUGUAAAAACAUAACUCAGUGUAACGGACCAGAGCGAUUCAAGUGCCGCAACGGGGAGUGUAUCGAUAUAAGCAAGGUGUGCAACAAGGUACGAGACUGUUCUGACUGGAGUGAUGAGCCCAUCAAGGAAUGUGGGGAAAACGAGUGCCUGAUGAACAACGGUGGCUGCUCCCACAUCUGCAAAGACAUGGUGAUUGGAUAUGAGUGUGACUGCACCCCGGGACUGCAGCUCAUUGAUCACAAAACCUGCGGCGAUAUUAAUGAGUGUGUAAACCCUGGAAUCUGCAGUCAGAUCUGCAUUAACCUGAAGGGAGGAUACAAGUGCGAGUGUCACAGUGGUUACCAGAUGGAUGCUACCAGUGGUGUUUGCAAGGCUGUGGGUAAAGAGCCCUCACUGAUCUUUACGAACCGCCGUGACGUCCGUCGUCUGGGUCUAGAGAGAAAGGAGUACACGCAGAUUGUUGAACAGCAGAGGAACACAGUGGCUCUGGAUGCUGACUUUGACCAACAGACACUCUUCUGGGCAGACUUGGGCCACAAAGCCAUAUACAGCACCUUGCUGGACAAACGCAGUGACAUCAGUGGCCACAACAAGGUCAUCGACAAUGUUCAAACUCCGGUUGGCGUUGCAGUGGACUGGGUUUAUAAGAACCUGUACUGGUCGGAUCUCAGUACCAAAAGCAUUUCUGUGGCCAACUUUAAUGGGACAAGACAGAAGGUUCUGUUCAACCAUGGGUUAAAAGAACCAGCUUCCAUUGCUGUGGAUCCACUCUCAGGGUUUCUGUAUUGGUCCGACUGGGGUGUGCCAGCGAAGAUCGAAAAGUCUGGCAUGAAUGGAGUGGACAGAGAGGUUCUUGUGGCAACUGACAUCCAGUGGCCAAAUGGGAUAACCCUAGAUCUGAUCAAAGGGAGGUUGUACUGGGUGGACACAAAGCUCCACACACUCUGCAGCGUUGACAUGAACGGUGACAACAGGAAGAAAGUGCUUCAGUCUGCAGAUUAUCUGGCUCAUCCCUUUGCCCUCACGGUCUUUGAGGACCGUGUCUUUUGGACUGAAAGUGAAAGUAAGGCCAUCUACGGUGCAAACAAGUUCACUGGCGCGGAUAUUGUCACACUGGCCAGCAACCUGAAUGACCCACAAGACAUCAUCGUGUACCACGAGCUGAUCCAGCUGUCAGGGACGAACUGGUGCACAGAGAAGGGUCCCAAUGGAGGCUGCAGUUUCAUGUGUCUACCUGCGCCGCAGACCAACAAACACUCGCCCAAAUACACGUGUGUCUGUCCAGAAAGACAGGAACUGGCUGCUGACGGCCUUCGCUGCCGACCAGAGGCCAACGUGAGCACUUCCAUCCAGGUGGAUUCCACAGCCAGAGGUUCGGCAGCAGCCUGGGCCAUACUUCCUGUCUUGUUGCUGGCGAUGGCAGCUGCUGGCAGCUACCUUAUGUGGCGGAACUGGCAGCUGAAGAACCAAAAAAGCAUGAAUUUCGACAACCCUGUUUACCUGAAGACCACUGAGGAAGACCUCAACAUCGACAUCACACGACACAGUGCCAACGUGGGACACACUUACCCUGCAAUCUCUAUAGUGAGCACAGAUGAUGACUUGUCCUGAUCCUCAGUGGGAUUCCUUCAGCGCUGGGUCUGUCGCUGCCGUGGAGGCAGAACUACCACUGGCCUUCUCAAGUGCAUUAUGUCAUCGUCUUGAGGAGGAUGACGGUGGACGUUA
This is a messenger RNA of Synchiropus splendidus (mandarinfish), 2934 nucleotides long. RefSeq names its product very low density lipoprotein receptor (gene vldlr). The record is from RefSeq and is a predicted model, not a curated record. NCBI's taxonomy places the organism in Eukaryota, Metazoa, Chordata, Actinopteri, Syngnathiformes, Callionymidae. The transcript is spliced from 19 exons. Bases 289 to 2820 code for a protein of 843 amino acids. Gene Ontology annotation, molecular function: protein binding; calcium ion binding.